AUGAGGUUUUCUGUGGCUCAGAAACUCCCUGCCUUCGCGGCUCUGGCUUUGGCUUCUCCCAUCACUCACCAGCCUCAGCCAGCCUUCGAGUCACAUUCUCUCUUCGUUCGACAAGACAUCCAAACGCCAAUCAAUGGUUCUCUUCCCAAUGUUACCAUCUUCGCCACAGGUGGUACCAUCGCAUCGCAAGGCUCCAGCAACACUCAAACCGUUGGAUACCAGGUUGGGCUCGGCGUGCAACAGCUCGUGGAUGCCGUCCCCGAAAUCCUGAACAUCUCGAACAUAGCUGGAUACCAAAUCAGUAAUGUCGACUCUGGGAGUGUCAAUCAGACAAUACUGCUCAAGUUAGCGCACCAAAUCAAUGCAGAAUUGGCCAAAGAUGACAUUAGUGGAGUCGUUGUCACACACGGAACGGACACCCUCGAAGAAACGGCGUUUUUCUUGCAGUUGGCUGUGAACUCGAGCAAGCCGGUCGUUGUCGUAGGCGCGAUGAGGCCUGCAACUGCACUGAGCGCUGAUGGACCAUUGAACCUGCUGCAAGCUGUUACACUAGCUGUCAGUGAGAAUGCAAAGGACCGCGGAACCAUGAUCACCCUGAAUGAUCGCAUAGGCUCUGCAUUCUAUACGACAAAAAAUAACGCAAACUCUUUGGAUACCUUCUUCAGUACAGAGGCCGGUCAGCUCGGGUUUUUCAUCAACCAAGUACCCUACUUUUACUUCGCGCCGUCUGUUCCUAUCGGAGCAACCCACUUUGACCUCACCAACACUACGUCUCUUGCUCAGGUUGACAUCCUGUAUGUGCAUCAAGACGUAGACCCCGCUCUGUUCAAUGCGUCCUAUGCCGCUGGUGCAGAAGGUAUCGUCUUUGCAGGUGUAGGUGCAGGCGGUAUCUCUGCGACCGCUAGCGAGGCUGCUGAAGGUCUAUUCAACGCUACUGGAAUCCCGAUCGUGGCGAGUCGAAGGAGUGUGGAUGGUUUCGUGCCAAGCGCAGAUGAGAGCUUCUCGAUUGCUGCUGGUUUCUACAACCCUCAGAAGGCACGAGUGUUGCUCCAGCUUGCGCUCACAAUGGGUUACGAGUACGACGAGAUCAAGGAUCUCUUUGCGCAAAGCUACCCCAAGCCUUGA
Messenger RNA from Didymosphaeria variabile, 1125 nucleotides. RefSeq lists its product as uncharacterized. The record is from RefSeq and is a predicted model, not a curated record. The transcript has 2 exons. Gene Ontology annotation, molecular function: asparaginase activity. Bases 1 to 1125 code for a protein of 374 amino acids. NCBI's taxonomy places the organism in Eukaryota, Fungi, Ascomycota, Dothideomycetes, Pleosporales, Didymosphaeriaceae.